Molecule: messenger RNA, 441 nt
Organism: Colletotrichum karsti
Lineage: Eukaryota; Fungi; Ascomycota; Sordariomycetes; Glomerellales; Glomerellaceae
Exons: 2
Source: RefSeq, a predicted model, not a curated record
UUGAAACUACGAAACAAAACCACCAACUAUCCACAAUUCUGGAACAUCAAUCAUUAUGUCCACCCCAAGAACCGAGACCAAGACCACACCCAGCGCCAGCGCGAAGCCCAGCUUCGGCGCGAACAGCAAGAACGGGACUUGGCCAAGCUCCGCCAGCAAGAAGCCCGAGACCGCGAGGAGGCCGAGCUCAGGUGGAGACAGGGCCGAAUCGCGGAGCAGGACAAGUACGAGAAGAAGGAGGCUGAAUGGCGCGAGAAGCGGCGCAAGGAGUAUGACGAUUAUCUGCAGAAGGAAGAGGCGUAUAGACGCAGCCGGCAGCAGGAAGAGGACGACUGGAGACAGAGAGAGCGGGAGUGGGCGCGGGAGCGACAAGAGGCGCAGGAGCAGUGGGAGCGGGAGGAGUUUGAGAAGCGUCGGCGUCGGUUUCAGGGGCCAUUCUAA